UCUGUCAGCAUAGGGAGGGGAGUGAAUGAAGGAGUGAAGCAUAAAUAUUCAGAGCAUCAGAGGAGUUGCAAAACAUCAGAAAAGUGGAAAAGACAAAAUCGGGCUUUCAUGGAGACACCCAACUUCGUCCGGGACAAAUUAAUUGAGUGGGGCUUCAGUGAAUUCAUAGAGAGAUUUGAAGAUGAAGAAAUUGACCUAGAAAGUCUCCUGUGUCUCGAUGACCAAGAAAUUGCCAAACUGAUUCCAAAAACGGGACCACGGUCAAAAUUCAAAAAGAGACUCAAGGCAUUAAGGGUUUUGCCCUCUACCAGUGACACAACUGAUAACGGUGAAAACACAGAUUCCGGCUCACUUUAUUUUUCUUUGACAGAACUCGACAUAUUGUUUGAUGUGAAAAAUAUCAUGACACGUGUUAACAACAGACUAUGUCAAGAAGACAACACAAGGCUCAAUGCUUUCCUUAAGGCUAAAAUCAGUGAUUUGGAGACAGACAAGAGGGAGCUGGUUGGUGUCUUUGGUAAAAGUGGAGCUGGAAAGAGCUCUUUGAUAAAUGCCAUCAUCAAAGAGAAGAAUCUUUUGCCCUCUGGAAGUGUCCGUGCAUGUACCACGGUCAUGAUCAAGGUGGAGGCUAACAUGCAAAACCAAAAGUAUGAAGCUGACAUUGAGUUUAUUACAAAAGAGGAGUGGAAAGAUGAGUUGUGGACCUUGUUCAAUUUUCAUGGGAAUAAUACGGAUCAGGAGAGGGAGGAAGAUGAAGACUAUGGUGACGUUGCUGAAAAGCUGUCAGCACUAUAUGGAGAUGAAUGGAAAAACAAAUCCCCUGAAAGCCUCAUGGACAACAAAUAUUUCAGGGAAAUUCCUGAAUUUCACCAAGAAAACAUCCAGAGGAGGAAGAUUUUGUCAUGUGGAUCAGCCGAAGAGCUAUCUGCCAAACUUGUCAAAUACACAAGAACCGACUCAAACGAUGGAGCAGGUAAAGAAGUAAAGAGGUGGUACUGGCCACUAGUGAAGUGUGUGACUGUCAAGGUGCCUAAUAAAGAACUUCUUCAGCAUGUCACACUUGUGGAUCUUCCUGGAAAUGGGGACCGCAACAAGAGCAGAGAUAAAAUGUGGAAAGGGGUUGUUGGGAGUUGCUCUGCUGUGUGGAUUGUGACUGACAUUAAUCGAGCAGCAACAGAGAAAGAACCCUGGGAGAUCCUGGAAAGUACCUGUAGCCUCAUGGGAAAUGGUGGCCAGUGUCAGCACAUUCACUUCAUCUGCACAAAGUCUGAUCUUAUAGAAGAUAUGGAUGACCUUUCAGCAGCUGAUGAACAAAUUUGGAAAAGGAACAUGCAAGCCAAGGAAACAGUUAAAGCUGAAUUCCGAAAAAUCCCCCAAAUUAAGAAACACUUCAGUGAUGACUGCUUGACAGUGUUCACAGUGAGCUCCAAAGAGUUUCUAAAACAAAAACGUCUGAGUCCAGAUGACACUGAAAUUCCCAAACUUCAGAAAUUUUUACAAGAUCUCAAUGACUGUCACUCACAGACAUUAAACUAUGUGUCUGGAGCUUAUGGGAUUCUCUCUCUGAUUCAAGGAGCCAGGUGUAGAGAAGUGGCUUGCCAAAAAGAACAGGUGUGCAAAGACAUUGAAGAAAAGUUGAGGCAGGAACUUGAUAAAGUCAGAAAACCCAUGGAAGAGGCCUGUAAGGUCUUUGAAAGAUGCCUUUGUGAGGGGGUUGAAAAUUCAAAAAGUUCAUAUGGAAAACACUUGAAGAGCGUCUUAAAUCCACCUAGGGUAUCAGGUCGUGGUUUUCACAGAAAACUGAAGUGUGUUGUUGAGAACAAUGGCAUCCACAAACCAACAAAGGGGAAAGAAAUAAACCUCAAUGUGAAGUUAGCAUCAAGCCUGACUGACAGCAUCGAUGAGGAAUUCAGGAAGACUUUCCCAAAUGAUGGAAAUUGUGGACCAUUCAACGGAGUCAUCAAUACAUUUUCACUUGACACAAAGAUGCUGAUUGACAAGUACAAAGAUGUGGAACUGCAGCUGAUAUUUCUCAAGACAGAGGAGGAAAAAAUUAAGACAAAACUCCACAAAAUCAUCCGGGAGCGUAAGAAAAAAAUCUACAGCAGUCUGACAGAGACAAUCAAGGAAACCAUGCUAGAAUGCUAUCAAAAAGCAGCAACAUUUAGUGGAAAUGACACGCUGAAAAACAUGAGGGACAUUAUUGAGAGACAUGUCGAGCAUUCGAAGAACACCAUGUUUGCACAAACUAAAGAUGUCAUGUUGGCCCAGAUGACGAAACUGAAAGAGCACAUCUUGAAGACUCUGCAGGAAACUAUGCAGAAAUCAAUCGACCUGUCAAUGAAGACAGAUGAUUUCUCAAUCCCAGAUUUUGCAAAAGAGCUUGAGAUGUUGAAGCUAUACCACAUUGAAUUAAUGGGAAGUCCAAAUGAAGAGACAUCACUAAUUAGGUUCCAGACAACAGACCUGAUCACACACUGA
This is a messenger RNA of Scomber japonicus (chub mackerel), 2481 nucleotides long. RefSeq names its product nuclear GTPase SLIP-GC-like. Gene Ontology annotation, molecular function: GTPase activity. The coding region runs from base 109 to 2481 and encodes 790 amino acids. NCBI's taxonomy places the organism in Eukaryota, Metazoa, Chordata, Actinopteri, Scombriformes, Scombridae. The transcript is spliced from 20 exons. The record is from RefSeq and is a predicted model, not a curated record.